This is a messenger RNA of Rubroshorea leprosula, 1138 nucleotides long. NCBI's taxonomy places the organism in Eukaryota, Viridiplantae, Streptophyta, Magnoliopsida, Malvales, Dipterocarpaceae. The record is from the annotation of a GenBank genome assembly.
CACCGGAAGAUCUGCUUCCAUAAGAAGUUACCAUCCAUAUUCUAUCGAGAUUAACCAUGGAUGCCGAAGAGGAAAGAGAGAAGAAAAGAGUCAAACUUGCAGGUGAUCCUCUCAACAGAGCGAUGGUCCAGAGAGAUCUUCAUGAUCUCCCACUGGAUAUGCUGCUCGAAAUGCUAUUAAGACUCCCGAUCGCCUCUCUGAUCCACUUCAAGACCACUUCCCGUGCCGGCUAUGAUUUAAUCGCCGAUCCAGGACUCCCUCUGAUGUUCCGCAACCGGGUAAGCGACUCAAACCCAUCUCUGAUUCUCUUCAACCACAAUUUGGUUGGCCCCUGGCCCCGGCAACUCUAUUUUGUGGACAUUGAGGGUUGUAGUCGAAGGGUUAGGAAAAUCGACCCACCACAGCAUUCAGAAGUUGAUAAUCUGGUGAGUUCUUACGCUGUGAGAGUCCCACCAGCGAAUCCAUUUCUUAAUCAAAUUGAAGUUUUUGGAUUUGGGUUUCAUCCGAGGACAGGAGAGUUCAAAGUGAUCAGGAUUGUGUGGUACGAGAAGAUCUUGACAGUCGUAGACCCGGUGCUAGAUGUGGAAGAAGUGGGAGAAGUGGACGAAGGAUUCGCCAUCGUUGAUGAAUUAAUGGUUCAGGUGUUUACCGUAGGAUCAGGAGAGCUACGCCUCCACAAUUUGAGGAUGUAAUCGGACCACCUGAGGCUCCAGUUGAAGGAUCUCUCCAUUGGGUACGUGUUGUUGAGAGGGGAGCAGGCGGUCCUAUCUUUGGUAUUAUCUCCUUCGAGCUUGCAGAUGAGGUGUUCGAAAAAAUUCCGCACCCACCUUCUCAACGAUUUGUGUCACAUCACUACAGUCUUUCCGUGCUCAAUGGGUGUCUAUCGGCUGCUAGGUUAGUUGAUAAUUUGCAUUUUGAUAUCUGGGUGAUGAAGCAAUACCAUGUUAAGGAAUCUUGGGUAAAACAAUUCUCCUUUGAUCCCUAUUUUGCUGGUGGAUGGCCAAGCUUUUUCACAGUUACAUGUGCACUGAAAAAUGGUGAGAUUCUGUUGCAGAAUGAUGACAGUUCUCUGGUUUCUUAUGAUCCUGUGGAAAACAGAUUCAAGAUUCUUCAAAUGAGUGGGUUACCCAAUUGGUUC